Molecule: messenger RNA, 740 nt
Organism: Erythranthe guttata (spotted monkey flower)
Lineage: Eukaryota; Viridiplantae; Streptophyta; Magnoliopsida; Lamiales; Phrymaceae
Product: 1,4-dihydroxy-2-naphthoyl-CoA thioesterase 1
Biological process (GO): phylloquinone biosynthetic process
Cellular component (GO): peroxisome
Molecular function (GO): 1,4-dihydroxy-2-naphthoyl-CoA thioesterase activity
Source: RefSeq, a predicted model, not a curated record
UCCUACUCACACUCGUCUCCUCCUCCUCCUGCUCCACCGCCGACGGAUUCCCCCACCUACUUCCGCUCAAUAGCCGUUUAAAGAGUUGGAUUUGAUCAGUCGAAAGGCAAAAGUAUGAACCAAAUCGGAGAUGGUGGAGAGCCACCAUCAUCGUCAAAGACGGAGAUUUUGGAUAGUCCGCUCCACAUGUUUGGUUUCGAAAUCGACGAACUUUCACCUCACAGAGUUUCAGGCCACCUUUUGGUUACACCAAAGUGCUGUCAGCCAUUCAAGAUGUUGCACGGAGGGGUGUCGGCGUUGAUAGCCGAGGCUUUGGCGAGUAUGGGAGCUCAUAUUGCGUCGGGUUUUCACAGGAUAGCUGGUAUACACCUCAGCAUCAGUCAUUUAAAAAGCGCACAGGCUGGCGACUUUGUAGUUGCUGUGGCUACACCUGUCAAUCUUGGCAAAUCCAUUCAGGUUUGGGAGGUGAGCUUAUCGAAAUGCGAUCCGUCGAAUUCGGAGAUUAAAACGCUGAUUGCGUCUUCGAGAGUUACUAUACUUUGCAACUUGCCGGUGCCGGAAUCUGCAAGAGAUGCUGCUCAAAAUCUCAAAAAAUACGCCAAGUUAUAAUACGAACGAACGCUGUUUAAUAACGAACCCUGUGGUAUAUUGAAGCAGAGUAUAUAGCUUUAUGUGUUCAGGAACUUAUGUUGCAUCAAAAUAAAAACAUUUGCUGACGUAGUAAAUUAAAAUAAUAUUAU